Molecule: messenger RNA, 6779 nt
Organism: Solea solea (common sole)
Lineage: Eukaryota; Metazoa; Chordata; Actinopteri; Pleuronectiformes; Soleidae
Product: protein Jumonji-like
Exons: 8
Coding region: 830-3484 (884 amino acids)
Source: RefSeq, a predicted model, not a curated record
CAAUCAGGAAGAAGCCAAAAACUUCACAAGGCUCCAUCCGCCCACUCCUAGAAGCACUCUUGUGAAAAUAUCCAGCUGUAAAACAACUUACGUGUAUUGUAAUUAUAAAUUAUUCAUUGUGUCGAAACUAUUUGUUCCCAAACUUGAAACUUGAACGCGUUAUUAGUGUUUAUUUUCAAGAAACAUUGCGGCGCAAGAUGGCGGCCACUGCAAAGCAAGGCCCUUUCAUCAAAUUCACUCAAAAGGCUCAUUUUAGGAUUUUAAAACUCAAAGAGGAUUAAUUGUAAAGCUGUUUUAAAUGCAUUCAAUCAUAUUUUGUGAGUAGUGAAUACACUAUCUGCUAAUUUGCCCUGCUAAACGUCAUGUACCGGACCUUUAUCACGACUACCGGAGCUCGGAGGCGUCGAGCGCAGCCGAUUUCCGGGUCACGUGGUAGACGACUCACAAUAAUGAGCGAAGCUGAGGGACCGAGGUGAUAACAAUGGCCGCGCACUGAAAGACACCGGAGCAAGCUGUCGUUCGGAAGCGGUACCUCACGUGACCGCUUUGGUGAACGGCCGUGCCGGUGGAAGCGGAACACCCAUGGGUUCACCGCCGAGCCGAGCGGCUCAGUGAGGAGGAGAACGGCUCACCGGAGCCGGUGGAGGCAGGAAGCGAGUCCGCGUGCCUUCCCUCGGGCAGUCUGUCGGUCGGUCGGUUUCGGUGUGCUCAUGAUGUAGGCCGCCGGUCAUCCUGCUGCAGGACAGAGUGGUGGAAUUUCUACACCUGAACAGUCGGAGAGAGCAAAGGCUUCUGUGAUUCCUGUGCUGCUCAGUGUCCGUGCGCCAAGAUGAGUACAGACAGACCCAAACGCAAUAUCAUCAAGAAGAAAUAUGACAUCAGUGAUGGGAUGCCGUGGUGUGAAGAACGCCUGGUCCGCAAAGUUCUUUUCCUCUCCCUCAGGGAAUUCAGAGACACACACCGCACCACACACAAACACUCACGCAUUCACACACGCGCUUCAAAAAAUACGCUCAUUCAUGGACAGCAAAAGGCACACACACUCCCCAACACACACACGCAGAAAAAGACACAUGCGCAGCAAAAAGUUGCACACAAGCCACGGAAAACCCACACACAGAAAAACACACGGCAUUCACAGAAUAUGCACAUUUCGAAACACAUACAUCGUCACGAACACACCAACAAAGGGCAAAAAGCAAACCACUUGUCUCAGGACUCGCACACACCAAAAAAUAAAUGUACUUUCACACACAACAUGCACACACAGUCCAAAAUGUGCACGGGCAAAAUGACCCGCAGUGUUCAGCAUACUGAAGAAAACACACACGCGCUCCAGAAGAACACAACCAGGAAACUCCGCUCACACACGACACAAAAUAACCUGUUGCUGCCAAAAUCCAAACACACACACCGUGAAAAACACACACACUGUGCCGAGCACAAACACUCAGUGAAGAACAGCUGCAAAUGUGAAAACACAAGGACGCUGCUGAGCGCUCGUGUCCCGGCCAGGACCCUGAGAUCACGCACUCCCACCCGGCUCAGCGGCUCCGUGGUUAAUGGCAUCACCCGGCGUCAGUCCCUCCUGUCGGCCACUCCCAGUUGGAGCUGGACAUUACAGACAUGCCCUCAGCAGCGCCGUCCUGCCAGCAUUGUUUGUGACAAGGAUGACCCUGCCAGCAAGAGACCGAGGUUGCAAGCACAGAGGAAAUUUGCCCAAUCCCCUCCCAGCUCACCAGGACCACAAGCAUUGAUGACAUCAGCACGGAGCAACCACAGCCAGCAUCUGACUGCAGUCAACUGUCUGACCCGACGUCGGACCAAAACUGAGGAUUUCUUGUCUUUUCUCUGUUUGAGAGGUUCAGCAGCGUUGCCAAGCAACAUGGCCUUCUUAGCAAGUGGACGAGAGAAGGUCACUCAGCAUCUUGCUUCCUGUCUUUCCACCAAUCACAGGACUGCAGUUGAUGAAAAGAAAACAAGCAUUUUCAAUAAAACAACAGUUCAGCGUGACUCUCGACCUCUGAGAGGGAGGACAGCUGUCAGCUCCUUCUGCCCUCAAGCUGCCAGGGAGAGCAGGAGGGAGAGAGUGGAGGAACGGCAGAGGAGGAGGUGGAGGAGCAGGAGAGAGACGACGGAGGACAGGAGAGGGGGAGCUGAGAGACACCUCCUGAGACCCCGCCAGCUCUCCCUACAGGUCAGGAGGACUAAAAAGGUCACCAUGGUGACUGGACACACCUCCUCCGUGAGGUCCGCCCCUCCCUUAAAGUCUAGCUCAGGGGUUGGCAGCAGACGAUCCGCGAGGCCUUGCACAAGGUCAAGCAAUACCUGUAAACCCAGAGGCAAUCCUCACAUCAGACCACAGGAAACCAGCAAAACACACCUCUCCCGACAUAGCAACCAGCAGCUGCCUCAAAAACAGCACCUUCCUCCCCAGCAACGAACAGUCUCAAAGCACUAUAGCAACCCUAAGACCAUCAACAGUCUCCACAACUCAGGAAAAAGCCCAAGCAGUGCUCCAGCUCAGAUACCACUGGCUAAUGGCUCGGUCCGCACACAGGCCUGUGAGAAGCCUGGAGUCCUGAGGAUGUCAAGAAGGAGGAGAGGUCUCCCACCAGACCCCACCAACCCCACUCCUCUUAAUCAGGUUGCUAUGGACAAGAACUCCUCAAAGAAAAGCAGAACACUGCAGUACAAGAAAGGUGACAACUCAUCGGAGAGUCAUUGCCAUAUUGGUGAGAUGCCACAGAAGGAAGCCAUUGGUGGUAAAUGUGUUAAAAAGGAGUACGAGAGCCAUACAGGUAAAACCACUGGUAGCAGCGAUGAAGACCUGCGUCAAGACAGAAGUGGCCGUGUUGGAGAGAUGAGACGUGAGAAGGGUGCUUGUUUCAGUGAAGACCUGCAGGACAAGGUGAAUGUUACACAACUGAGUUUGGUGAGAGUUGCUGCUCUGGAGCCUGCUAAAGAGACGGUCAACUUUGCCAGCGUCAUCUCUCACUGCAGCCUCCGCCCCGGCAGUGAGGUCAUAUGUAGACAUGUGCGAGAAAAGCGGCUUCAGAGAAUUCAGCCGACUCCAUCCACAAUCCCCAAGCCCGUUACUAGGAAUACAGAUUCUAGGACUGUUGCCAGAGCUGCUACUCCAAGGACUACAGUAAGUAAAGCUGCUAUCAACUCAGUGACAUCCCCACACACUGACCAACCACGCACUUAUUCUGCCAAGCACGCUGCAAAGGCACCGAACAAAGGUACUAACACGGACACUACCAAGUGCACUUCACCAGCCGGCAGUUACUCUAUCCAUGAGCCUCCAGGUGCUGCAAAAAGCUCUUCCAGUGGUAGCGCAGAGGCCCCGCUUAAGGACAGUGCAACUGUCAGUAGCUCUUCCAGCACUUCCAAGGGCUCUACAAAGGGCCUUUCGCAGACCAAGUCUACUACCUCAGCUAUGAAGACCAGGACCAGCCCUAGAAUCCUUCUGAAACGCUAACACCUGAGUGACGUGUGGAAAUGUUCUCAGUCUAGUAUUUCCGUUAAAGACGAUUAGAAAACAGUUUUAAAAACAUCAUUGAAGGCUGUUGAUCAUGUGAUGCAGGGUGAUGGUUAUUGGCUGAUUGGAUAGUGACGAUGGUGGUUAUUAUGGCUUGUUCUCUAUAUCUGUCAUUGAUGGUAGAAUUCUUUUUAGGUUUAUACAAAUAUGAAGAGUUGGGGAAAAGAUAGUUGUAGAGUUGACUAUAGACGAGUUCUGGAAAUUGUACAUUAUUUUGGGAGCUUGGAUUCAGUGAUGGGGCCUUGCUUACUUCCGGUACUUCGCCGGGUUAAUCUCUAUGGUGACCGAUUUGUGAUGCUUCCCUGUUUUUGUCCGACAUAGUAGCUUGAUAUGUUUGUAUAUUAUAAUCACGAGGAAAAGCUUAAUGUGAAAGCACACGUGCGUCAGUCUGCUGAACUGAUCUGCUUUACAGAGAGCUGUCAUGCAUAUGGCUACAAGCCCUUUGUCCAGGUUAUUUCUUUGCAGUCGAGUUACAAUCUUAAGAAUCAACUUAUUUACUGACAUUUAUCUGAAACGGGAAUGUUCUCAAAGUUUCCUCCGUCAAUUACAUAAAAAUCUGAAGACUUUCUUGCCUGAAAUCCUCAGGAGAAUCAAAGGAGACAUUAAACUUGUCUCAUACUCUGCCCUGCCAGGAAAAAGUCACACACUUGAAUAUCUUGUUAUUUCAAUCCACUGUGGCAUUAGUUUUUCACCAAGAUAUGUCGAUAUUUAUCUGUGUCCGGUACUUAUCCAAAUAUUAGAGUAUGUGACCUUUUUUUGUUGCACUGGGCAGUGUUUAUAUAACUAGCUAGGGUUUUAGUUGCAGUAAUAUUUAACGUCCUAAAUCGGUGAUGGUCCAGUGUACGUCAGACUGCCAAAGCCUUAAAUUAUCGUCAUUUAAACUCUGGAAUGUUUUUGUUGUUUUGUAUGGACUGAAGAGCAUGGAUGUUGUUUCCAUCGCAUUUGUUGAAUUCUAAUUUUCCUAACCUAUAAGAAUGAUUUAAGCAGGACGCCCUGUUUUAAACCUUCAUGUGGAAUAGCCAAUAUUUCUAAUAUUGCAACACAAAUGCAGUGACAACUUCAAUCUACAGAUAAACAGAUCUCUUGAGCCACUUGUGUGUCCGCAGCUUCACAGUCACCAGCCUCUGUAAAAUCAGCAGGACCUUUUUAAUCCACUGCUCCGUUUAAGGGAAAAAACGAGUAAGUUUAUGUGUGAAAUGUUAUAAGAACAACAAUGGUGACGGUUUUUAUUCAUUCACUCUUCUCCUUCCACUGAAGUCUUUAACGUCCUUACUGAGUGUAUGUGCUGACUUCAGAGGAAAUGGCGACCAUUAGGUUUGCAAAGGGGCAGAAACUUUCCAUUGGUACUUUUGUUCAGGAAUUUGGGAAAUAUUCUUAAUAUUAGGAAACGUUCCAUGGGGAUUAAUUAAUGAGAAUUAACUGGAAAAUUUGGAUACUUUAAAGAAACUGUCAUUCUGUUUUCACAGCUGUGAUGUCACUCGAGGGGGAAACAAGAUCUUUCAGGGCUUUUAUGAACUUAAGGAAGUUUUUACAAAAAUGAAACUAAAAAAUAUAGAAUUAAAAGAUCUAUAAAUGCCUAUGUCAGUGUCUCGAGGUGUCCUGUGAACAGUUUUACAGGCUUUUCUUUUUUACUAUUGUGGUCUAUAGGAAAAUUGUUGUAUUUCUUUGUUACAGUACCAUGAGUGAAAACAUAGCUGCAGGCCAGAGAGGGAGGGGCUCUAUCCAGUUCUUAUAAUACAUCCAUGGCAUGUGAUGGAGGAAUUGCAUUAAAUUGCCAACCUUCAACUUUGAAAAUAUCCAGUUUAUUCCUGUUAAUUCCUAUGGAAAGUUUCCAAUUUUGCAACCCUAGUGACCACACGUACCACACAGUCUGUGCGGAUUCAUACUUUUGUAGAUAAAAAAAAAAAAAAAGAGCGUGUACGUUUUUAUGUGGCAGCUUAACGACAGAUAUUGUAAUUAAACACUUGCGGUUUGACCUUCACUGUUGAUGUGAUAAACGGCCAUGGAGCCUCCAGUAAAUGUGGACAUUCGCUGGAGUGUCGCGUGGCUCUUGGAUGAUAUCAGGUGCUAUAAGUUUUGCAUAUUGGCUUAUAUUUGGGUAGAAGAGUAGUGUGGCAGUAUUAAACUAAGAGCUACUCUGAAGAUUAAUUAAUAUUGCACAUUAUCCUCACAUGAAAGAAAAUGUGUGUAGGAUUUUAAAAAAGUGACUGACGGCAGUGUACACUGCUGCAUUUGCUUUAUUUCAAAUAUACUUGCCAUGAAAAAAAUUAUUUAAAGUUGUUGGAAUCAUAAUUAAAUGAGUGACACAUGCAUUUGUAAAUGAGGUAUUUAUACACUGUUCAUAUAAUAUAUUGCAUUUGAUCCGUCUGAACCACGUGCUUAUUUAUGGCUGACACACGUUUUAAUAAAGUUACCAGUAAAGGCAUGGAAUCAUUUGAUGUUAUGACCUGUGGAAAUAUAUCAACUGUGUGUGGUUUGCAAAGCAAGCACUCGGUACGAUUCCCUUUUUAAGAGGUUGUUGUAUUUCGUAAUUAAAUAGGUAGGAGUUUAAUAGAUUUUUAAAAAAGGAUUAUAAAGUGAACACUUUUGUACUUGUUUUACUGUGAAGCCUGAACAUUGACUAAUCAUGAAACUGUCUGAAGCCAAACAGCAGCUGUGUAAUUACAAAACUUUCCAUAUGAACAUGAAGACCUUCCCUUUUUUUAGUGUGAUUUUAAGUCAGUUCCUUUCUUUGGAAAUAUUCAAUACAUGUCUCAAUUUCAAAUAUUUAAUGCUUCCUGCUAUGCAAAGUAGCCAUUGUGUACCCAUCAGUGACACUUAGAGAAAGUAUGAUCAGGAGACAGUUGGACAAUCUGGCUUCCUGAUACAGGAGUCGCACUGGAUAUGACCUGUUUUUACUCGUUGAGAUAAAUAGUGGAUUAGAAAUUAGAUUUAUUGCAGUUUACUGUGAACAUUCAGCUCUCCACACUCGUGUUUCUCGUGGACACUGACCUUGUGUGAGAAAAAUGUGUCCUAACAUGAAUGAAUGAAUGCCUUUUAUUCCUGACCUUAUUAAUGCGUGUGUUAGCCUCUCAUAGCUAGUUUAUAAAACUGAAAGUGUUGCUGAGCAAACUCCGUCAACCCCAGGUGAACAUAACAUAACACAUGGGAAAGUCUUUGAAAAGGAAAUUGUAAGAACAAUGUGUAAAUGUGAAGCAUUUGAAUGAGAAUUUGUAAUAAAGUUUCUUUGUGCAUA